AUGGGGGAAAGCGCGCUAGAACCUGGGCCUGUGUCCGGGGCGCCAGCGGGGGGCCCCGUGCACGCCGUGACGGUGGUGACCUUGCUGGAGAAACUGGCUACUAUGCUGGAGGCGCUUCGGGAGCGGCAAGGGGGCCUGGCUCGGAGGCAGGGCGGUCUGGCGGGCUCCGUGAGCCGCAUCCAGAGCGGCCUGGGCGCGCUGAGCCGCAGCCACGACACCACCAGCAACACGCUAACGCAGCUGCUGGCCAAAGCAGAGCGCGUGGGCUCGCACGCCGACGCCGCCCAGGAGCGCGCCGUGCAGCGCGCCGCCCAGGUGCAGCGGCUGGAGGCCAACCACGGGCUGCUGGUAACGCGCGGGAAGCUACGUGUCUUGCUAUUCAAGGAGGAGGCUGAAAUCCCAGCCAGCGCCUUCCAGAAGGCGCCAGAGCCCUUGGGCCCAGCGGACCAGCCCGAGCUGGGCCCAGAGCAGCAGGAGGCGGAAAUUGGGGAGAGUUCGGACGAGGAGCCUGUGGAGUCUCGGGCGCGGCGGCUGCGGCGCAGCGGGUUGCAGAAGGUACAGAGCCUGAGAAGGGCUCUUUCGGGCCGGAAAGGCGCUGCGGCGCCACUACCCACGCCGGUGAAGCCCCCUCGCCUUGGGCCUGGCCGGAAUGCCGAUAGCCAGCCUGAAGCCCAGCCCGCCCAGGAGUCCACGCUGGAGCCAGAGCCGCCUCAGGACGCGCAGGAAGAUCCCGAGAGACCUGGGGCCCCGGAAGCGGCUCAGCUCCAAAUAGAAAGUGCAGCCUGA
This is a messenger RNA of Orycteropus afer afer, 786 nucleotides long. It is a transcript of the gene CAVIN3, whose product is annotated as caveolae associated protein 3. Bases 1 to 786 code for a protein of 261 amino acids. The transcript has 2 exons. Lineage: Eukaryota; Metazoa; Chordata; Mammalia; Tubulidentata; Orycteropodidae. The record is from RefSeq and is a predicted model, not a curated record. Gene Ontology annotation, molecular function: protein kinase C binding. Gene Ontology annotation, cellular component: cytoplasm; caveola.